CCUACUUCAAUCCUCUUAUCUGUUUGUAACAGUUUAACCUUCAUUAUUUUAUGGUACUUAGUGUAAAAAAUUCAAUACUUGAAAUAGUUUAAAAUCAUGUUCAAAAUUUUGGCUUGCAUAAUUUUGAUUUCAUUCAAUGUUUUUAAUACAGAAGCGACGCCAAAAAAAUUCAAGUUCGUAAUACCUCCGUUCAUAAUAAAGUCACUGAAAAAUAAAGUUGAGCAUGUCUUGGAAAUGGCUGGGGGCAAUAGUCAGUGCGCCAAAGACAUCAAGACUCUCUUUAAUGAUGCUCUCCACAUGAAAAGAUGGGCCUUAGAAAUGCUCGAUGCCACUGGAAAACUACAAAGCGGAAUUUUUGCUGGCAAUUUCUUUAUGAAUGGCAACUUCGACGAAUGUAUAGAUAUAAAAGAGAUGAGAAAUAAAACCAUAAGAGGCCAGUACUGUACCGUUCUACUGACGCCUAGCGAUAGAUACAGUCAUUCCUUUGAUUUUUCCAAUGCAGCAACAUUGAAAGAAGUGUUUGGCGUCAAAACUAGCUCGCAAAUCUCAGAUGUGUUGAAAAAUAUCAAAAUGAGCUACGGUAUCUGCAUUCCGGAUUCUUGCUCCAUUGGGAACCUACAAACAUUGUGGGACUAUGUCGAAUACACUUUUAGAAUACCGGUACAUUUGAAUUUUUUUGAUACGAUGUGCAGUACCAAAAUCAAGGGCAUCAAGCCGUUUGAUUUCGAUGUUUUAGUACAUGCGUGUUUCGGACUAUAUUUCAUUCUACUAGCACUUAUUACUGGAUACGAUAUUCUAUUUCACCAAAAAGUUAAAGGUACGGAUAGCCUGUGGAUUUCCUUCUCAAUCUAUACCAACGCUAAAAAGAUAUUUACAGUCAACGAUGAACUGACAGAAAAUAAUUUUUUGGCAGGAAUAAGUGGAAUAAAAGCAAUAUGCAUGUUAUGGAUCCUCUAUGCACACAGAGUGUUACUAAAUUUGUUGACAGGAGCAACUAAUCUUAUUUACGUAUUAGAGUGGAAAUCUAAAGUAUUUACAGCCUUUAAUCUCAGUAGUUCGUUUGCUGUAGACACUUUUCUGAUGUUAAGCGGACUUCUUUUAUCAUUUAGUAUUCUAACCUACAAAAGUACUAGACCUAAGAUGACAAUUCCAGUGUUGCCGCUUUAUAUAUACAGAUUCUUGAGAUUGAGCCCAGCAUUGAUUGCUAUGAUACUAUUCAAUAUCAGCAUUUUUAAACAUUUAAAUAACGGACCAAUAUGGCCGCUGCGGGCUACAACACUCGCUGUAACCUGUUCGAAAACUUGGUUGGCUACGUUGCUGUUUCUUAGUAAUAUGAUCGACGUCAAUUAUCAGUGUAUGGAACAAGCUUGGUAUUUAGCUGUAGAUUGUCAACUGUUCUUUAUUUCUCCAAUUAUAUUAGUCAAUUUACUGUCGAAGCCCGUAAGAACUGUUUUGGCUUGCAUUGGGAUAUGUCUGCUAACUGGAAUAUACACUUUUAUCAUCACUAUCAGAAAUAAUUAUGGAUCUAUUUACUUUGAGAGCAACAAAGAAUAUUAUACCAACAUUUAUACAUCAACAAUUGUCAGAAUGCCCCCUUGGUUUAUCGGUAUCAUUUUCGGUUACAUUCUUUUCAAAUACAAACACAUAAAAUUAACAAAGGUUGUAAGCUCUUUGGCUUGGAUUACGGCUUUCUUAACAUUGGCAGGUCUGAUUUUGGUACAUCUUGUUUUUACAGCAACCAAUGAAUACAACGUAAUGAACGCAGCCAUUUUUAAUUCAUCCGCAAGGCAAUUUUGGGCACUUGCUAUUGGACUCAUAUUGUUUCUUUGUACUAUUAACAGAGACGGGAAAAUAAAUGCAUUUUUAUCAAUGCCGCUGUUUAGAAUCAUCGUAAGGAUCUCGUAUAGUGUAUAUUUGACCCAAGGCGCGGUACUAAUUUAUUUCACUAGUGGCAAAAAGAAUUCAACAUAUUUUUCCGAUAUAACAAACAUUCAUGAUUUCUUGGGAGACCUAUUUUUUAUUUUUAUAAUGGGACUUUUAUGGUGCUUGGCAUUUGAGUCGCCUUUCAUAGCUGUUGCUAAGUAUUUAUAUAAAAGAGAAGAAUUAUCAAGGAAUAAAGUUGCCCAAAAAAGAAAGAAAAACAAGAAAACGAAGAAUAAUUAUAUUGUUUGCGUGUAUAAAUACGAAGAAGAUGAAGAUACAAUGAAAAAAAUUAAAUAGAUUCAGUAGUUCUUAGUUAAUUUGUUGAUUUUUUAAUUAAAGUGGAU
Molecule: messenger RNA, 2267 nt
Organism: Psylliodes chrysocephalus
Lineage: Eukaryota; Metazoa; Arthropoda; Insecta; Coleoptera; Chrysomelidae
Source: the annotation of a GenBank genome assembly